Scutellospora calospora is the source of this 243-nucleotide messenger RNA. NCBI's taxonomy places the organism in Eukaryota, Fungi, Glomeromycota, Glomeromycetes, Diversisporales, Gigasporaceae. The record is from the annotation of a GenBank genome assembly.
AUGAGUUUCGAAGAGCCAUUUGAGAAGGUUUUGAAUCUUUCAACACGAUAUACACAAGUGGACCCAGUUUCAGCUGAUACGAUUUUUAAAAAUAGUCUGGAUAGACUGACCUUAGAUACUUUAAGAGCUCUUGGAGCGCAGAAGAAAAGACAAUCAAACGAAGAUAGGUUGAGAGGAGAUAACAGUAGGUUCGAUAGAGAGGGGUUUUGGACCAGUCUGAGUUUGGUGAAACAGCGAAAGUAG